This is a messenger RNA of Clonostachys byssicola, 303 nucleotides long. The record is from the annotation of a GenBank genome assembly. NCBI's taxonomy places the organism in Eukaryota, Fungi, Ascomycota, Sordariomycetes, Hypocreales, Bionectriaceae.
AUGGGUCUUCGGCGGAGGGGGGUCUGGGGGGGAGAGGUGGGGGAGGUUGAAGAACAUGAUAUGUCUGGCCUGGGAGUGGGGUGUAUGCGUAUUGCGUAUGCGAAGGCGGUGGGCCGGGUGGCGGAAGACAAUCAUCUUGCGAAGAAGAUGGAGCCUGAGGAGACGGGAGAGGCUGUCCCGGAGGGGGUUGCGCCAGUGAUUGGCCAAGGGAAGGCGGUGGUUGAAAAGGAGGCUGUCCGUAGGGGGCUGAGAAAGACUGAGGAGGCAGCGGGGAUGAUGGCUGGCUCUGAGAAGCAUAGGUAG